Eruca vesicaria subsp. sativa (arugula) is the source of this 870-nucleotide messenger RNA. Lineage: Eukaryota; Viridiplantae; Streptophyta; Magnoliopsida; Brassicales; Brassicaceae. The record is from the annotation of a GenBank genome assembly.
AUGGCCAAGGUCUCUAAAGGAAAAGAGAUUGAUCUCCUUAUUGUCAUUCUACCAGACAAUAAUGGAUCGUUAUAUGGUGAUCUGAAGCGCAUCUGUGAGACCGAACUCGGCAUUGUAUCUCAGUGCUGCCUGACCAAGAAUGUAUUUAACACGAAUACACAGUAUUACCCUAACGUGGCUUUGAAAAUUAAUGUCAAAGUUGGAGGAAGGAACACAGUGCUUGUUGAUGCCUUAUCAAUGAAAAUCCCUCUGGUCAGUGAUCGCCCCAACAUAAUCUUUGGUGCUGAUGUAACCCAUCCUCAUCCUGGAGAGGAUUCAAGCCCGUCAAUUGCUGCUGAGAUCAUUCAGGAUCUGUUUAAAGAAUGGAAGGAUCCUCAGACAGGGGUGGUGACUAGUGGUGGCAUGAUUAACGAGCUGCUUAAAGCCUUCCAUAGAUCAACUGGUCAUAAGCCCUUAAGGAUCAUAUUCUACAGGGAUGGAGUUAGUGAAGGACAGUUUCAUCAGGUUUUGCUCUAUGAGCUCGAUGCCAUCCGCAAGGCAUGUGCUUCGCUGGAAGAAGGCUAUCAGCCACCAGUGACGUUUGUGGUGGUGCAGAAGCGCCAUCACACGAGGCUGUUUGCUCACAACCACAAUGAUCGUAAUUCCGUUAAUAGAAGUGGAAACAUAUUACCAGGCGAUAUCUGUCACCCUCGUGAAUUCGACUUUUAUCUCUGUAGCCAUGCUGGCAUUCAGGGAACUUCUCGACCUGCUCAUUACCACGUGCUUUGGGAUGAGAACAACUGCUCUGCAGAUGGACUCCAGUCUCUGACCAAUAACUUAUGCUACACGUAUGCGAGAUGCACUCGUUCUGUAUCCAUUGAGAGAGAUUAG